Messenger RNA from Prosopis cineraria, 852 nucleotides. RefSeq lists its product as uncharacterized. The record is from RefSeq and is a predicted model, not a curated record. NCBI's taxonomy places the organism in Eukaryota, Viridiplantae, Streptophyta, Magnoliopsida, Fabales, Fabaceae. The transcript has 2 exons. Gene Ontology annotation, molecular function: acylphosphatase activity. Bases 142 to 717 code for a protein of 191 amino acids.
GCCAUAUGAGAGUUCGUUUCCUUUUUCCAGAAAUCACAUCCACACCGACAAGUUAUCAAUGUCACCAUUGGAAAACUCUACAACAGUGUUUUGACAACCACCGCACCAAAAUUAUAUGACAAUCUAAGCCAGCCUGAUCGAAUGGCAUCGGCAAUCUCACUUCCCCGUUCUCUGUCAACACUUGUUCUGUCCCGGCCCAGAUUCCCUCCAUCUCGGAUGCACCGGAAUAUGUGGAUCAAUGCUAGUGGUGCUUCUAGACUCUCCUAUUUCCCUCUUUCUCACUCUCAUUCUCCUUAUCUUCCUCUUCCGCUUUGCCAUCCUGUUCCUCUUCCUCCUUCUCCUCUUCAUUUUCUGCGCCAACCUAGUUCACCUCCUUUUCGACGUUCUGUCUCCCUAAUGACCUCUCCUCCAGCUUCUUCCGCCUCCGAUCACUCCUCUCCCACCAAAACGGAGAGGGUUAUGAUCAAGGGUCGGGUUCAGGGUGUGUGGUACAGGAAUUGGACCAUUGAAAAUGCGACGCAAUUGGGGUUGAAAGGUUGGGUGAGAAACAGGAAGGAUGGGUCUGUGGAGGCUCUAUUCUCCGGAAGCCCUGAAGCGGUGCAGGAAAUGGAGCGAAGGUGUCGCCGAGGCCCCCCUGAUGCUGUGGUCACGGGGCUCGAGGUUUUCCCGAGCCAAGACGACCCUGGCACUGCAUUCGAGCGCAAGCCUACUGUUUGAUUACUCUUUGUAAAAAGAGUGGUUUCUCAUUGCCCUAGUUACUAUAGGUACUCACUGUCGUCAUAAACAGCAUAAAAAAUGUAUCUAAACAUUGAAGACUCAGAGGAAUAUAUAUGGACCGUGUGGUUGUGACAA